Fusarium vanettenii 77-13-4 is the source of this 4101-nucleotide messenger RNA. RefSeq lists its product as uncharacterized. Gene Ontology annotation, biological process: macroautophagy; endosomal vesicle fusion; cellular response to starvation. Lineage: Eukaryota; Fungi; Ascomycota; Sordariomycetes; Hypocreales; Nectriaceae. The record is from RefSeq and is a predicted model, not a curated record. Gene Ontology annotation, molecular function: protein binding. The transcript is spliced from 5 exons. Bases 1 to 4101 code for a protein of 1366 amino acids. Gene Ontology annotation, cellular component: late endosome; HOPS complex.
AUGACGGACCAGUCGCCGCAACCGAGCCACGAGCAGGAGCACGAUCCUGAGGCCCAACAAUCCAAGCAUGACCCGGCGCGCGAUGAAGCUCAGACUCCCCCAGUAGCGAAGUCGAUAGCUCCCGACGACAACGCGAACGAGACCAACACCUCAGAAGAUAAGGAGCAAGACUCCACGGUGGAGAUGAAGGAAGAUGACGCGAAGGAUAUCGAGACUGGGGAAGCCGGGCAACUGUCUGAGGAUCCCAAACAUGGGGGACUAAGCAAGGGUAGUCAAGAAGAGGAGGACAACGAACAGGAAGAGGAAGAUGAGGAAGAAGACCAAGACCAAGACCAAGACCAAGACGAGGAGGACGAAGACGAUGAGGAAGACGACGAAGAUGAGGACGAGGAUGAAGACGACGACGACGACGACGACGACGACGACGAGGAUGAUGAGCCCAGGCUCAAGUACGCGCGGUUGACCCAACAUCUUGGCGGAGUAUAUAAAAAUGGAGAUGCGACGAGCGCGUUUCUCGUCGCUGGGGACAAGAUGAUCGUUGGAACGCAUAAUGGCAACAUUCACGUCGUUCAACUCCCCAUUUUCCAGUCAUUAAGGGUCUACCACGCCCAUUCGGCAUCUGUGACUUCUAUUUCCAUAUCUCCAUAUCCACCGCCAUUGCCAACUGAAAAGCCGGAAGGGACACCACGACAUGCGGCACCCAGCAACGCCAGCGUCUCCAGCCGUCAAACAGAGUCAUCUCCGGCGGCGGCAUCCAGAAGGCCCCGUGAAGCACCUCAAAUCCCAAAGAUUCCCUCGAAUGACAUCUUUGUCGCCACGUCUUCCAUGGACGGCAACGUGUGCGUGCAGUCCCUUAUCGACAUGAGAGAUGUCCAACUGCGGAAUUUCGCCCGGCCAGUUCAAGCGGUAGCUUUAUCGCCAGAGUUCAGAACAGACCGAACAUAUCUCUCAGGAGGACUGGCUGGCCAACUCAUUCUUACUGUGGGUGGUGGCCCAGGUCGAAGUACCUCAACUACGACGGGGACUGCUGCAGCCACGGCCUCUGGGUGGUUGGGCAGCAUGGGUAUUGGCAGCAACACUGGCAAGGAUACCAUUUUGCACUCUGGUGAAGGAACAAUCAGUACAAUCAAAUGGUCCUUGUCGGGUAAAUACGUGGUCUGGUUAAACGAACACGGUAUCAAGAUCAUGCGCUCAAAGCUCCAUCUCGAGAGUGCAGACACAGAGGACGCUUGGAAACGGAUAGGACACAUCGACCGACCACAGACAGAUGAAUGGGAGACCAUGGCCAGUGUAUGGAAAGGCCGAGUCGAAUGGAUCGAUGAACAAUCCGUUGAACUGGACGAGUCUGAUCAGGGCUCCCUGGACAAGGCCUUGUCGCCAGCUGCCGAAAAGCUUAAAGAACAAGCUGUUUUGGGCAAGAGAAGCAUCGAGCGAUUGCUCGUAGGCUGGGGUGGAACAAUAUGGAUUAUUCACGUCCAUCCUGGUGGUGUUGGCGUUGGACGGCACGCUGGUGAGAAGAGUCUGGGACGGGCAGAGAUUGUUAAGAUACUUCGCAUGGAUUGCAUCAUUUCCGGAAUUUCUUUAUAUACCCAAAACCUGUUGCUGGUUCUUGCGUACUGUUUACCAGAUGACGACGAAGAUGAAGACGAAGAGGCCGGCUCAGCAUCGCCAGCCAGAAAGCACAAGUCAACCCUCUCAACGGGAAGCGAGCCUGCAGGUGGCAUUCGUCAUCGGCAAAAUAAUCAGCCUCCUGAAUUGCGUCUGAUCAACCUUAAUUCCCAGGCCGAAGCUGACAAGGAUAGUCUCAGUGUCAGUCGCUAUGAGAGGCUGUCAUCGGGCGACUAUCACCUGGGUGUUUUGCCUGCGCGAAACGCAGCAUCGGCCAUUGCCUCCUCGAGAGGCGCCUUUGAGGCGAUAGCGGGACUUGGCUCGGACAUGUGGAACGCCGCAAUUAAUCCCCGAGCACUCUUCAGUUCCGGGGCCAGUAUCCGGAGCAGGGAGAGCGGCGAGGACGUAGGUUCCAGUCUCAGGGCGGGAAGCACAACAGGUACUAUCCGUCCUGGCUCAAGGGGUGGCGUGUCGUCAUCAGUCCACUCAGGACUGGUUAAACCGGGUGUCAAGAUAUUCAUCCACAGUCCGUAUGACUGUAUCCUUGCUACCAGGCGGGACUUGAGUGAUCACCUGGGGUGGCUUCUGGAGCGUCAACAGUACCAACGGGCUUGGGAGCUUCUGGACGAACAUCCUGAAAUCAUGGCUCCAAUCACUGAACGGACGAGCGAUGCUGUUCCUUCCACACCAACGAGGCAACAAGGCGCCGGCGACGACUUUUACGAUGACGAGUCUGCCGUUGACUCGCAGUACAGGGACAUGUACUCGUCAGCCGAGCGAGAAAAACGGCGAAUCGGGGAAAUGUGGAUUCAGGAGCUCAUCGAGGAAGACGACUGGGUGUCUGCUGGCAAGAUCUGUGGCAAGGUGCUAAAGACACCGGACAGAUGGGAGAAGUGGGUUUGGACAUUUGCUGGCGCCAAAAAGUUCGAUGCCAUCACGAACUAUAUACCGACGGAGCCGAUGCACCCUCGAAUCCCUUCGACUAUAUACGAAGUCGUGCUUGGUCAUUACAUUCAGAAUGACAAGGUGCGGUUCAGGGAGUUGCUCGACCGCUGGGCACCUGAGUUGUUUGACAUCAAGACUAUCACAACGGCCUUGGAGAAUCAGCUCAAGUACCGGGACGUUCGUGAAGACAGCAUCGACGAUGGAGAAAAGGGACGAGACUGGCGGAUCGUGGUGGAAAGCCUGGCAAGGCUCCACGAGGCCAACGGACGUCAACGGGAGGCACUAAAGUGCUACAUCAAACUUCAUGACGCUGAUUCGGCAUUCCGUCUGAUUAGAGAAAAUCACCUUGCAGAGGCAGUCGCGGACGACAUUCCCAGCUUCAUGGGACUCCGAGUUCCAUCAGGUAAACUGGACCAGAUGACAGCCGAGGAGCUUGAAGAAGCCACAUCCGAAGCAGUCACCUUGCUAGUCGACGAGGCUCAGCAUGGUCUCCUGCGCCCAGACAUUGUAGUGGAACAACUACUCUCCCAGAACCUCAACCUAUACAUAUACUUCUACUUCCGAGGCCUAUGGAGAGGUGAGGGAAUCAAGGAGCACACAGGGGAGAAUGUUGACAGACUGGUCAUGGACAGUCAAUCCUUGGUGGACAACUUUGCUGACUUGGCGGUCCAUCUUUUUGCGACAUUUGACCGCGAUUUACUGAUGCAGUACCUCAAAACCUCUGUCUCAUACACAUUUGAAAAGGCUGUCCAUGAAUGCGAGACUUUCUCAUACUAUGAUGAACUGGUGUUUCUCUACUCCAAGACCGGGCAGAUGAAGCGUGCCUUGUACCUCAUCAUUGACCGACUCAAGAACGUGCACAAGGCAAUCGAGUUUGCCAAGGAACAAGACGACCCUGACCUUUGGGAAGACCUUCUCAAGUAUAGUAUGGACAAGCCCAGCUUUAUCCGUGGCCUUUUGGAGCAGGUUGGUACAGCAAUCAACCCUAUUACCGUGGUACGACGGAUUCCGGAGGGACUGGAGAUUGAAGGGCUCAGGGAGGGCCUUACACAUAUGAUGAAGGAACACGAGAUACAAUACAGCAUCAGCUCGGGCGUUGCGCGUGUCCUUCGAAGCGAGGUGGCUGCGGCACAGAACGACCUCCGGGCUGGACAGCGCAAGGGCAUCAAGUUCGAGGUGAUGGUCCAGGAAAGCGAUCACGUCGAUAUCGAGGUUAAGGAUGUUCCUACGGACCCGGACAACCCUGAGGAGACCAAAGCCCAUCCUUCAACGGACCAUGACCACCGGGUGCCGAAGCCGGGGCACUGUGCGAGAUGCCACGAGCCAUUUACAGAGUAUGAGAUGGAGACAUUGGUUGGAUAUGCGUGUGGGCAUGUGUUCCACGUGAGCCAUCUCUUGGAGAUGCUACACGGAGGAAAGGUAGAUAUCGAUCUAGGAAACGGCGCUGAAGAGGGGAGUCGAUAUUCAGUUGGUAUGAAGGUGAUGAAGGCGAGGCUGUUGAAGGACAAGGUGCGAGGAGGCUGCCCUGUUUGUCAUGUCAAAGCGUAA